UAAAGAAAAAAUUGCUCAUAAAUUCCGUAAACCAACAUAUCAUAUAAUGAGUGAAAUCCAACCUGAACUUAACUCUACUCUUGAAGAACUUAGCAAUCAUAUUAAAAAUGCAAGUGAAAACCUUCGCCUUGCUGCCGAUGCUCUAUCUCGUGCAUCUGAUGUUAAUAGAUAUUUAUUUAAGGUUGUAGCUUUUGAAAGUUGUGAUAAUCGUGGAUAUUAUAUUGCACACCGUAAUUCCCUUGGAUAUACUCUCAAAUUAGAUGAUUCUCCUCUGGUUGCUGAUUUUAUAUUUAAAUUAAUUGCUGGUUUGGACGGUCGAGGUGUCAGCUUUGAAAGCGUAAACUAUCCCGGCCAUUUUCUUAGGCAUCAAUUUUAUCAGAUCAAACUUCAUAAAUACGAUAAUACUCCUUUAUUUCAAAAAGAUGCUAGUUACAUCAUCAAUAAACAAGGUGCUUUCUUUACCUUCGAGAGUGUCAACAUGCCGGGUCACUUUAUUAGACACAGGUCUAAUAAUGAAUUAUGGGCUGAUCGUAAAGAAGAUUCAGAUGUUUAUAUAAAAAGCAGUUUGUUCAGGCAGUCUCAACUUUUUUGA
This is a messenger RNA of Dentiscutata erythropus, 592 nucleotides long. NCBI's taxonomy places the organism in Eukaryota, Fungi, Glomeromycota, Glomeromycetes, Diversisporales, Gigasporaceae. The record is from the annotation of a GenBank genome assembly.